Molecule: messenger RNA, 1347 nt
Organism: Lodderomyces parapsilosis
Lineage: Eukaryota; Fungi; Ascomycota; Pichiomycetes; Serinales; Debaryomycetaceae
Gene: TUB1
Product: alpha-tubulin
Exons: 2
Coding region: 1-1347 (448 amino acids)
Biological process (GO): microtubule cytoskeleton organization; mitotic cell cycle; nuclear migration by microtubule mediated pushing forces
Cellular component (GO): nucleus; cytoplasm; microtubule
Molecular function (GO): structural constituent of cytoskeleton; GTP binding
Source: RefSeq, a predicted model, not a curated record
AUGAGAGAAGUUAUCAGUAUCAACGUUGGACAAGCUGGUUGUCAAAUCGGAAACGCCUGUUGGGAAUUAUACUCCCAAGAACACGGAAUCAGACCUGAUGGGUAUUUGCAAGAAGGAUUAGAUAGACCAAAAGGAGGUGAAGAAGGAUUUUCCACAUUUUUCAGUGAAACUGGAUCAGGUAAAUAUGUUCCUCGUGCAUUGUAUGUUGAUUUGGAACCAAAUGUCAUUGAUGAAGUUAGAACUGGUGUUUAUAAGGAUUUAUUCCACCCGGAACAAUUGAUUGCCGGUAAGGAAGAUGCCGCCAAUAACUAUGCUCGUGGUCAUUAUACUGUUGGAAGAGAGAUUUUGGAUGAUGUUUUGGACAGAAUUAGAAGAAUGAGUGAUCAGUGUGAUGGAUUACAAGGUUUUCUCUUCACUCAUUCGUUGGGUGGUGGUACUGGAUCUGGGUUGGGUUCAUUAUUAUUGGAACAAUUAUCAUUGGAUUAUGGUAAGAAGUCUAAAUUGGAAUUUGCCGUUUAUCCAGCUCCUCAAGUGUCUACUUCAGUUGUUGAACCUUACAAUACUGUCUUGACCACUCACACCACUUUGGAACAUGCUGAUUGUACAUUUAUGGUUGAUAAUGAAGCCAUUUACGAAAUGUGUAGGAAAAACUUGGACAUUUCCAGACCAAAUUUCAGCUCAUUAAACAAUUUAAUUGCCCAAGUUGUUUCAUCAGUUACUGCUUCAUUAAGAUUCGAUGGAUCAUUGAAUGUCGAUUUGAAUGAAUUCCAAACUAAUUUGGUUCCCUACCCAAGAAUCCAUUUCCCAUUGGUUAGUUAUGCACCAGUAUUUUCCAAAACCAGAGCCAAUCAUGAAGCCAAUUCAGUUUCGGAAAUUACUCAAUCUUGUUUUGAACCUGGUAAUCAAAUGGUUAAAUGUGAUCCUAGAAUGGGUAAAUAUAUGGCCACCUGUUUAUUAUACAGGGGUGAUGUUGUUACUCGUGAUGUCCAAAAUGCUGUUGCUCAAGUGAAAUCCAAGAAAACCGUGCAAUUGGUUGAUUGGUGUCCAACUGGUUUUAAAAUUGGUAUUUGUUACCAACCACCUACUGCUAUAAAGGGAUCUGAAUUGGCUGGUGCAUCCAGAGCUGUUUGUAUGUUGUCCAACACCACUGCUAUUGCCGAAGCUUGGAGAAGAAUUGACAAGAAAUUUGAUUUGAUGUAUUCAAAGAGAGCUUUUGUUCAUUGGUAUGUUGGUGAAGGUAUGGAAGAAGGUGAAUUUACUGAAGCUAGAGAAGACUUGGCUGCUUUGGAAAGAGAUUAUGUUGAAGUUGGAACUGACUCUUUUCCAGAAGAAGAAGAAGAGUAUUAG